ACAUCAUCCUGUCCCGUGCUUUCCUUGAUGCCAUCAGGAGCUGGACCAAAUCUCCCUGAUCCUGGAUGAGCAGCCAGAAAGCAUCAGCUAGAUGAGACCUGUCUGGGCCUCCGUCUCCAAACACAGGACUCUCACAACCCACCAGAGCCUGAGAAUCCUGGCUGGACAAGAUCCAUUGUCUGAUCAGCCUCUCUAGACAGCUGUAUCCGGCGGGGCUGCACAAAUGAUCGGCGAGCCUGAAGAAGUGAUUCUGCAUUUUUUUUUUUUCCUUUCUGACCAGAGUCAUCUUUUAAAAUAUAAGCAUGACUGUUUCCUGUAGUCAUUUCCCCAGUUUCUUUUCCGCCUUUUAAAAAAAAGGGUGACCUUCGUACGUUAGUCAUGAGCCGAAGUCCCCUUGGAGGAGUCGACCUUCUGCUCACUGCCUCCACCUCCGGCUUCCACCAUGAGGCGUGUCUUUCUGCCCUGGGCGGCCGCCACUGUCUUCUUGCUGGGACACGCGAACGCGUCAGGGAAAACCAAGCCGGGAAGCGCAUUGGAACUUCAGGUGAUCAACUUUAAUUUCGAAACCGUGCAGGUUACGUGGAACACAAAUGCAUACUCUGGGAUCAACUUCACGUUCAUUUACAAAUUCAAGACAAAGGAGGAAUACAGACCCUGCUCCCGCUACGUCCUUCAACAAGGUUACAGGGCCGGGUGCCUCCUGGAUGUGCAAGGAGAUGGACCUCUGUAUUUUUCCAUCCGGAAUGGAACAGAGCCUCUCCUCACCAAGGGCCUAGAGAUUAGCGCUUACUUGAAACCCAGAUCCCCCGACGACCUGAGCUUCCAGUGGCGGGAGGAAGCCGUGAUGGUGACCUGCUCCAACCUGGGAUACAACGAUCUCCAGUAUGAAAUCCAGCACAAGACCAUCUUUGACUCCGAGUGGCAGUCCGCAGAGGCAGAAACCUGCAACGUCACCAUCAACGGUCUGGAUGCUGAGAAGUGUUACUCCUUCCGGGCCAGGGUGAAAGCUCUGGAGUUUGCCUAUGGCUCAGAAACGUACCCCAGUGACUGGUCAGAGGUGACGCACCAACAGAGGGGCGUGCUGCGAGAUUCGUGCUGGGAAAACAGCUUUUUCCCCAAAUUUGUUUUAAUUGCUGGCAUGGUCGCCUUCCUGACAGUCUUCCUUCUGCUUCUGUCUCUAUGGAAACUACACAGGAUUAAGAAGGUUCUCAUGCCCAGCGUUCCUGAUCCCAAGUUCUCUUUCUUGGGGCUCUUUGAAUCCCACCAAGGUAACUUCCAGGAGUGGAUCAAGGACACGCAGAACGUGGCCCCCUUGAACAAAAUGGAAGACGGGGAGCUGGAGUGCGCCCCCGAGGACGCCGUGGUGGUCCAGCCGGCCGAGGCCGAGACGCCCAAGACCGUGGUGAUGGCGAGCUCGCUGUACCCGCAGACGGGGGAGGAAGAGGCCGCCGGGGACUCCGGCCAGCUCCCUCGCGAACAGCCCCAGGGCCGUGGGGUGAUCUCUCUUGGGGAUUUCACGUUUGUGAUGAGCGACAACUCUUACAUGAUGUUAUGAGGGGGUGCAAACUCACAAGCCAACAUCCCACUCUACGCUGAUGCUUGACGACCUAGGAGAACAUCUUGGGGGCCAAAACAAAAAAAAACCACCAUGAAGGGGACUCCCCGGAACCAAGGAUGCUGACGUCUAAGGUCACCCAGUGCCCCAACACCCCAACCCGUGUCUGAGGUCACUCAGCGCCCCUACACCCUCAACCAAUGCAUCCCAUUCUUGCCGACAUCCAAGGGCUUGAAGGUGGACUGCCUGUAGGCGGCAGACGCUUGGUCGGGCUGGUUCUUGCUGUCACCUGGCUCUCAUAAAUCAUAAGGGAAGACGACCAAGACCACCCUGCUCUGCACGUGCCCACCCGCCCGCUCCUGUCCUUUCCGUAUUUCCACUUGCAGUGGUUCCUGGAUCAUUUGUCACUCAUCACACGUACCCAGCAGGCGAGGUGCUUUACUGACACCGAACAGCCACCCGCCUCCCGCCCUGGAGAGAGAAAAAAAAAAAAUUCUACAGUCACUGAGGCAUUUUACAAACCAGGGUUCCGUUUAACUAGUGACUCAGAAACUUGCUCCUGAGAGAUACUUGAAUGUAAAGGUGCUCUGCGGAACAAGGUGUCCCAGGUUGAAUGUACAUGAUUGUUUCUUUUUCGGUACUGAAAAUUUUUUAAAAGUGUGUGCAUGAGAACUCUGGUAGAAUGUAAGCGGGUUGCUGCUGUUUGUGGAGACAGGAGCAGUUUGAUCCCCUUAGACUUCAGGUUCAGGAGCUUUCUAGACGUCUAGAGUAUUGAUUUCUCGUUUUUUGUUUUUUGUUUUUUUUUUCAGGCUGGUACUGACUUUAUCUUGUCUGUGUCUGCAGCAUGGUAAACAAGCUUGAUCAGAUAUACCUGGAGUCUGUGUGAGUGUGUGUGUGUGUGGUCUCGAGGAUGUCUCAUUUAGCAGAAUGUCUCCCCACCCUAGAAAAC
Messenger RNA from Cervus elaphus (red deer), 2504 nucleotides. It is a transcript of the gene CRLF2, whose product is annotated as cytokine receptor like factor 2. The record is from RefSeq and is a predicted model, not a curated record. Gene Ontology annotation, cellular component: external side of plasma membrane. Gene Ontology annotation, molecular function: protein binding; cytokine receptor activity. Lineage: Eukaryota; Metazoa; Chordata; Mammalia; Artiodactyla; Cervidae. Gene Ontology annotation, biological process: cytokine-mediated signaling pathway. Bases 443 to 1555 code for a protein of 370 amino acids. The transcript has 8 exons.